Molecule: messenger RNA, 795 nt
Organism: Etheostoma spectabile (orangethroat darter)
Lineage: Eukaryota; Metazoa; Chordata; Actinopteri; Perciformes; Percidae
Product: L-rhamnose-binding lectin SML
Exons: 9
Coding region: 88-756 (222 amino acids)
Molecular function (GO): carbohydrate binding
Source: RefSeq, a predicted model, not a curated record
CAAUAGACGUUGACUCCCCUAGAUCCAACUGAAUAAAUACUAAGUGUUUCUAAAUCCACUAUUAUUCUCACUGGUUCCUGCUUAACCAUGCUCGGCCUCAGCAACAUACUCUUGCUGGCAGCAACCUAUGUGCUUCUAAGUCCAGGUGUUGCCACGGAGACAGUUACCACCUGUGAAGUCAACGCUGUCCAUCGCCUGAGCUGUGAUGGCGGAGUGAUCAGUGUGAAGGAAGCGCUGUAUGGACGUGCAGACAGUGUGACCUGCGGUGAGGGAAAACCUCAGGAACAGCUUGCCAAUACAGAGUGCUCUCAAGAGGGCACAGUGGACAUCCUCAAGAAAAGGUGUGAUGGAAAAAAAGUGUGUGAAGUAAGCCUGGAUGUCUUAGGAGCACGUGAUCCCUGCCCUGGCACUUUUAAAUAUCUACAGACCAAGUACACCUGCCUCCCAGCAAUUCACCAUGUGACCUGCGAGCACUCUUUGGCAUACCUACAGUGUGAUGAAGGCCAGGUUAUAUCUAUUUACCGUGCUGAUUAUGGACGCCACGACCUGAGCACAUGCACCUACAAACGGCAUGCUUCUGAGAUCCAAAAUACUGACUGCUCACAUUUCUCAAGCACAGUUUCUGACAGCUGCAAUGGGAAAAACAGCUGUAUUAUCAAAGCAAGCAACUCAGUAUUUGGAGACCCCUGUCACGGCACUUUCAAGUACCUGGAGGUGGCUUAUGCAUGUGGAUAUCCUUUCGUCACUCUAACAUAGGCUAAAUGUAGCCUUCUGAAAUCACAAUAAACGUACAAC